Messenger RNA from Ilex paraguariensis (yerba mate), 507 nucleotides. The record is from the annotation of a GenBank genome assembly. Lineage: Eukaryota; Viridiplantae; Streptophyta; Magnoliopsida; Aquifoliales; Aquifoliaceae.
AUGAUUCCUGAAAACACCUUGAUUUUGUUGUAUAGUGUUGUUGAUUUGUUAUUAGUUAAGGUAAGUUUUAUGAUUUUUGUUAUGACUAUAUGUUUGUGUAGUGAUAUCUUUGGCGUAAUACUGGUUUUACUUCCUAAUACUUUCUCUGCUUUGUUACUCCAGGGGCUCAUGAACUUUCACCUUGAUGUAUUUGAGAUAUUGAUCAGAUCGUUUAAAUGGAAGGGUGUUCCAUUGCAUAAAUGUUUGGCUAUGCUGUGGGAAUACAGAAGGCUUGGCCAUGCUCUUUGUGCUUUCUCUGUAAAUGAGUCAUUUAUCACAACUUUGUCACAGCAUUGUGGUGAACUUUCACAGUCCAUUGAUUUUUGGAUAAGAUGUAUGAAAGGAUCACAGGCACAAGGAGUGGGGUUUCAGCAGAACUUCAGUUUGAUGUUCCAAUCAGAUAUCAAAGUUGAAGAAGUCAAGAAGGCUGCUUCUGAACUUCUUUCUAGUGUGAGAUCCUUUUGCUAG